AUGGCAGCCGUCCAAUUGGGAGCUCAGCGGCCGGCGGCUGGUGGGGAUCUGGUGGGGGAAUCGAAAAAGGGGAAGAAGCGGCUAGAGCAUCGUAUACACGUUCAAUCGAAGGAUAUUCGGACGGGGAUGACGAUUGGGCGUGGCACUGAAUACCAUGGGUUAUAUUAUGUGGACGAGGGAUUCGUAAAGGCCUUGAAAUUGAUGGAGGACAUGAAUCGGGAGUUGAAGUUGAAUCGGGAGGAGUUGCUAAAUGAGAAGAUAGCUUAUUUUAGUGGCUUUGCUAACGCUUUCAAGGAUAAAAUCCAUACUGAUAUUCUACUCACGCCCGGUGACAACGAGCCCCCGAUACCCGUCCAUCGAGCAUUAUUGGCAACGAGAUCGGCAAUAUUUCGAAACAUGUUGGAUUCAGACAAAUGCAAAGCUCCGGCGAAUCAAACGAUAACGCUACCGGAGCUGAAUCACGAGGAACUAGAAGCCCUACUCGAGUUCUUGUACAGUGGAAGCCUUCCAAAAGAGAAGAUGAAGAAACACGUUGUCUCGUUAGCGAUGGCUGCCGACAAAUACGAGAUCCCUUUCCUGCAGAAGUUUUGUGAAGAGGAGAUGCUUGGAUCAUUGAAUUCAUCCAAUGCUCUUGAUACCUUGGAAAUAUCCCACACUUGCUCCAACCAAAACCUUAAAGAAAAAGUCUUAAGCUUCAUUGUAAGAAACCUGGAUGAUAUACUUUUCGCACCCAUCUUUGAUGCCUUCGCGCUCAAGAAUCCUCAUUUAGUUACACAGAUCACAAGAGAAUCCUUCACAGCUAGUAAAAAACGAAAGAGUGAUGUUUUGGUUUGA
Molecule: messenger RNA, 834 nt
Organism: Salvia hispanica
Lineage: Eukaryota; Viridiplantae; Streptophyta; Magnoliopsida; Lamiales; Lamiaceae
Source: RefSeq, a predicted model, not a curated record